AUGGAACCAGGGAACGAUACACACAUUUUAGAAUUUCUCCUAACGGGACUGUCAGAGGAGUCAGAACUGCAGAGCCUCAUCUUUGUGCUUUUCCUGUCCAUGUACCUGAUCACCGUGCUGGGGAACCUGCUCAUCAUCCUGGCCGUCAGCUCAGACCCCCAGCUCCACACGCCCAUGUACUUCUUCCUGUCCAACCUGUCCUUCGUGGACAUCUGCAUUACCUCUUGCACCGUCCCCAAGAUGCUGGUGAACAUCCAGACGCACAGCAAGGCCAUCAGCUAUGAGGGCUGCAUCACCCAGAUGUACUUUUUCAUCCUUUUUGUAGAAUUGGAUGACUGUCUCCUGACCGUGAUGGCCUAUGACCGCUAUGUGGCCAUCUGCCACCCCCUACACUACACGGUCAUCAUGAACCCUCGGCUCUGUGGAUACCUGGUUCUGGUGUCUUGGGUCAUUAGUUCCCUGCAUUCCUUAUCACACAGCUUGUUGGUGUUGCGACUGUCCUUCUGUACGAAUGUGGAAAUCCCCCACUUUUUUUGUGAGCUCAAGCAGGUGAUCCAGCUGGCCUGUUCCGACACCUUUCUUAAUGACAUGAUGAUCUACGUUGGAUCCGGACUCAUGGGCGGGGGUCCAUUCGCUGGCAUCCUUUACUCUUACACUAAGAUCGUCUCCUCCAUCCGAAGAAUCUCCUCAGCUCAGGGCAAGUAUAAAGCCUUUUCCACCUGCGCGUCUCACCUCUCCGUGGUCUCCUUGUUUUAUUGCACCAGCAUUGGGGUGUACCUGAGCUCUGCCGUCACCCAGAACUCGCACUCUGUGGCCAUCGCCUCGGUGAUGUACACGGUGGUCACCCCCAUGCUGAACCCCUUCAUCUACAGCCUCAGGAACAAAGACAUCAAGAGGGCUCUGAAACGACUCUUGGGGAUGAGUCAAUAA
Messenger RNA from Sorex araneus (European shrew), 930 nucleotides. Its product is annotated as olfactory receptor 7A17-like. Gene Ontology annotation, molecular function: olfactory receptor activity; G protein-coupled receptor activity. Gene Ontology annotation, biological process: G protein-coupled receptor signaling pathway. Gene Ontology annotation, cellular component: membrane. The transcript has a single exon. The coding region runs from base 1 to 930 and encodes 309 amino acids. The record is from RefSeq and is a predicted model, not a curated record. Lineage: Eukaryota; Metazoa; Chordata; Mammalia; Eulipotyphla; Soricidae.